AUGGCGAACGUGGGGCUGCAGUUCCUGGCAAGCGCCGGGGACGCCGACCCGCAGAGCCGGCCGGUCCUGCUCCUGGGCCAGCUGCAGAAUCUGCACCGCGUGCCCUGGAGUCACCUCCGCGGGAAGCUGCAGCCCCGGGUCACCGAGGAGAUUUGGCAGACUGCAUUAGGCACACUCAAUCCCAACCCUACAGACAGCUGUCCUCUCUACUUGAACUAUGCCACAGUGGCAGCACUUCCUUCCCGAGUGAGUCGGCACAAUAGUCCCUCAGCAGCCCAGUUCAUUACCCGCCUUGUCAGAAAUUGCCUUUCAGGGGGAACCAACAGGUGCAUUUUGAUGGUCUGUGAACGCUCAGAAGUAUUUGCUUCUGCUUGUGCCCUGGCCCGAGCUUUCCCCCUUUUUACACACCGAUCUAGUGCCUCAAGACGCACAGAGAAGACUGUCACUGUGGAGUUUUUUUUGGUCGGACAGAACAAUGGACCAGUGGAAGUGACUACUCUAAAAUGUUUGACUAGUGCAACCGAAGGUGUGAGACUGGCUGCCCGAAUUGUUGACACACCCUGUAAUGAGAUGAACACGGAUAACUUUCUUGAGGAAAUUAAAAAAGUUGGAAAAGACCUGGGGAUAGUUCCAACUAUCAUCCGGGAUGAGGAACUGAAGCAGAGAGGAUUUGGAGGUAUUUAUGGAGUUGGCAAAGCUGCUGUGCAUCCCCCUGCACUGGCGGUUCUCAGCCACAUGCCUGAAGGUGCCACCCAGACCAUCGCGUGGGUUGGUAAAGGCAUUGUCUAUGACACUGGGGGGCUCAGCAUUAAAGGGAAGACCACCAUGCCUGGCAUGAAGCGUGACUGUGGGGGAGCAGCAGCUGUCCUAGGAGCCUUCAGAGCUGCAGUCAGACAAGGCUUCAAAGACAAUCUCCAUGCUGUAUUUUGCUUGGCUGAGAACUCUGUGGGGCCGAAUGCAACAAGACCUGAUGACAUUCACCUGCUGUACUCAGGAAAGACUGUGGAAAUCAACAACACAGAUGCUGAAGGCAGACUGGUGCUUGCUGAUGGAGUGUCCUAUGCCUGCAAGGACCUAGGGGCUGACAUCAUUCUAGAUAUGGCUACACUUACUGGAGCUCAGGGAAUUGCCACAGGAAAGUACCAUGCUGCUGUCCUCACCAAUAGUGAAGAGUGGGAAGCAGCAUGUGUGAAAGCCGGGAGGAACUGUGGGGACUUGGUGCACCCCCUGGUCUAUUGCCCAGAACUUCACUUCAGUGAAUUUACCUCUGCUGUUGCAGAUAUGAAGAAUUCAGUGGCGGACCGGGACAAUAGCCCCAGCUCCUGUGCUGGCCUCUUCAUUGCCUCCCACAUUGGCUUUGAUUGGCCUGGUGUAUGGGUCCACCUGGAUAUUGCUUCCCCGGUGCAUGCAGGGGAGCGAGCUACAGGCUAUGGUGUGGCCCUCUUGCUAUCUCUCUUUGGUGGAGCCUCUGAAGAUCCGCUUCUGAAAAUGGUGUCUCCUUUGGGUGAAGAAACAGACCCUCCAGGAGACAUGGAGAGAGACUUCAAAAGGCGGCGCCUGGUGUAAUCCACCCCUACCUUAGCCCACUCCCAGGGCCCAGACACCUGUAGGGUCUCUUACCUCACUUUGCACUGAUUAAUUUUAAGCAACUGCAAGAUUCCGCAUUAGAGAUUGGGAUUUUUUACUGUCGUGAUGAUGAAAUUGCUCCUUCCUACUUUUUAAGAGGUUGAGGGUUAGGAGGGAGGGAAGGGAGGGUCAGGGGUUGUUUGGGCUUGUUUUUGUGUGAGUUACCAGUUCACACAGUUACCUAACAAUUCGGACUCCCUUGGCUUUUGCAAACUUCACUAACUCCCAAGAACAGAAGGACAGAAUGACAUUCACUGUGAUCUCACAAGGUCACUUCAGUUCAUUUGUCCUCUGAGUCCAUAUCCUGUGAAGCAGCUGCCAAGCAAAGACUUAUUCACUUUGCUGCAUUGAGGUCAUCUGACCUUCAGGCUGAGGUUCUUGAGGAAGCUUCUGCUUCUCAGAAUGCAGGCAGGAGGAAGGAGCUAACCUGGCUGCAUCUUUAGCAUCAGCAUUCCCAAUGCCCAGCACAUCAUACAUAGCCUCCACUGCUGGCUGCAGGUCUCUCACCUUCUGUGAAGUGCUCUAUCUGUCCUUUUGUCCUGCUGCCCAGAAAAAAAGGUGUACCAAAGCCUAGGCCAGGCCAUGUCUUCAGCUAGUGCUUCUCUUUGGAAGGACAGAAAAUAUUAACUAUGAUGGAUCCAGACUUGAGAAUCAAUUUCAUCUACAGAGCGAAAGGAUUCUUUUGCUCUGACUACUUAUAAUUUACUCAAGAUUUUAUUAAAUCCAAAUACAUCAUCCCUCUCU
Messenger RNA from Gracilinanus agilis (Agile Gracile Mouse Opossum), 2370 nucleotides. It is a transcript of the gene NPEPL1, whose product is annotated as aminopeptidase like 1. The transcript is spliced from 12 exons. Gene Ontology annotation, biological process: proteolysis. The coding region runs from base 1 to 1566 and encodes 521 amino acids. NCBI's taxonomy places the organism in Eukaryota, Metazoa, Chordata, Mammalia, Didelphimorphia, Didelphidae. Gene Ontology annotation, cellular component: cytoplasm. The record is from RefSeq and is a predicted model, not a curated record. Gene Ontology annotation, molecular function: manganese ion binding; metalloaminopeptidase activity.